This is a messenger RNA of Histoplasma capsulatum G186AR, 642 nucleotides long. RefSeq names its product 60S ribosomal protein L1. The transcript is spliced from 4 exons. Bases 1 to 642 code for a protein of 213 amino acids. The record is from RefSeq and is a predicted model, not a curated record. Gene Ontology annotation, cellular component: large ribosomal subunit. Gene Ontology annotation, biological process: translation. Lineage: Eukaryota; Fungi; Ascomycota; Eurotiomycetes; Onygenales; Ajellomycetaceae. Gene Ontology annotation, molecular function: RNA binding; structural constituent of ribosome.
AUGUCGAAAAUCACAGUCGCCGGAGUGCGCCAAAAUGUCCAACAACUCCUCGAUUACUCGCUGAAUGAGAAGAAGAGAAACUUUCUCGAGACGGUUGAGCUCCAGAUAGGCUUGAAGAACUACGAUCCUCAGCGUGACAAGCGUUUCUCUGGCACCAUCAAGCUGCCAUCCGUUCCCCGCCCGGGCAUGAGCAUCUGUGUCCUCGGUGACCAGCAUGAUAUUGAUCGUGCUAAGCAUCUCGGUAUCGACUCUAUGUCCACUGAGGACUUGAAGAAGCUGAACAAGAACAAGAAGCUCAUCAAGAAGUUGGCGCGCAAGUAUGAUGCAUUUGUCGCCUCCGACAGCAUCAUCAAGAUGGUUCCCCGGCUUUUGGGGCCUGCUGGUAAAUUCCCAACCCCGGUCUCCCACGCCGAAGAUCUCUCCAACAAGAUCAACGAUGUCAAAUCCACCAUCAAGUUCCAGCUGAAGAAGGUUCUUUGUCUUGGUGUUGCCGUUGGCAAUGUCGGAAUGACUGAGGACGAGCUGAUCUCCAAUAUCAUGUUGGCCAUCAACUACCUUGUCAGUUUGUUGAAGAAGGGAUGGCAGAACGUUGGCAGCUUGACGAUCAAGGCGUCUAUGUCCCCACCCAAGAGAUUAUAUUAG